Pyricularia grisea is the source of this 5961-nucleotide messenger RNA. RefSeq lists its product as uncharacterized. The transcript is spliced from 4 exons. The coding region runs from base 160 to 5961 and encodes 1933 amino acids. The record is from RefSeq and is a predicted model, not a curated record. Lineage: Eukaryota; Fungi; Ascomycota; Sordariomycetes; Magnaporthales; Pyriculariaceae.
GUCGGAGACACCCAAACGACGGCAAUCGAAAUCAAUUGAAAAACAACACAACGCGAUCGCUUUCAUCAUCGCUGACCACAGCGAUUGUAUCCUAUCAUCUCGGAAUACUCGGCGCAGCAUUCGUUUUGAUAAAAAACGGAUGCCGCCGUCGCCGAUGAUAUGAACGAGGUCCGGUCUGCCGACCGCGCAGCCUUCUUGCAAACAAAGCGGGAAGAAUGCAGUGCAAUUGUCGCUUCGCGGAAGCGCAAGCUUCGCGAGUUGUUCGUUGUCGCGACGGAUCAAGAUGGGUUUCCUAAUCGCAGACCCAGUCCAGCGACCAACGCGUCCUCCGGCGCGCCAGCCGACCAGUACCUCCUCAACCACGACAUAAUUCGGGGCAACAAAUUCAACGACCAGACGAUACCCAACAGUUUUACCCUGAAUUCAGACCAGCUACAACGAUUUUUGAAGCUUUCCUCCUCUCUGACUUCCCAGGCCGCGAGCCCUUCGAAGGCUACAGCCACACCAUCAACCACUUCCGCCGCAACUUCGAACGGAAACCCGAAGACUACGUCGCCCUCUGUUGGCAGCCCGCGAGCAAUCGAUUCCUCUAGCAACAAUGCUGCACUCGCCCCAGCACCACAGGCCUCGGCCACCGAAGUCGAUAAGGACUCUAACCAGCCACAGUCAGCCAAGGAGUGUAAUGCUACGCGAGACGUAACUUCGACGCCCUCAUCCAGCCCUGCGAUUACAACCGCCGACCCUGGCAGGCUGUCCAGUAAUGCCGCUAGUGUCAAUCACUCAUCGGCAAGGCCAAGCUCUGGAGGACCUGCGGAGGAUCAUGCAAUACCGACGGCUGCAGAACUGCCAAAAUUGCAGGUUGCGAAGUCUGAGUCUCGACCGAAAACUGCGGAUGAAGGCGACACACCGAAGCUUGGGGCGCCUCUGAAAAAGGCGCCAGAUACAGAUGUUGGAGAUGUGGAAAUGCCUGACGCGGUGCAGGGUGAAGCGGAGCCGCGUCGCGCAGAUCUUCCUGUUCGACCAACACAGGCAGAAAUCUCUCGUUUCCCGGAAGCACUUUCGUCUCCUGGUAGCACCACCCAGACUGCUGCAACCCCUGCGCCCCAUGAUGCAUCUACGGAUACGAGCCCGGAGCAUGAGGGUGUGCAGUACACCGAAUGCGAGACAGAGAAGCCGGAGUCACUACAAGUUCCGCAAGCUACCCCUGACAAGAAAGACAGCGGCGAUGGAGUACAGAAAGGCGCAGCUUCACCCGGAGCACUGACGCGCUCUGAAAGCCUAGGUGCUGGGACGGACGCUCUGUCUACGGUGCACAGUGUGGAGGCACAACUACUACAGGAAUCCGCAGCCGCCGCUGAAUCGGCUUCCAGUCGUACCUCUCAAACAAAACCACAGAUUUCUGUAAAAGAUGCUGUGCCCGAUGACAAGCCACCGUUGGCAGAAACUUCAAGCUCAGCAGAUGCAUCGUUACCGCAGAAACGGGUGCCCUCCGUGGCUGAAGCAUCUGCAAGUCCGAAAACCCCAAAAGUUGUGGACAUAUCUGCUCAUGGACAGGGCAUGGGUCCAGCCCCUGCUCCGUCUGCGACUGUUUCUCCCCAGCAGGGAUCCAAACAGCAGCCAGAUGAACAGCGGCCGACCGGAACAAGCAUACCAGCUAAUGUGGCUCUGCCCAAUCAAGAUUCCUCUAAGCUAUCUCUAGAAAAGAGCAUGGCGGAUCCAGGAGCGGAGCUUGAGAGGCCUGCUACAACACAGCCGGAUAGCGUUGAUAUCCCUGUUCCUGAGUCGAAGCCUGAUACGCAAGAGGUUCAGCCAGAGAAUCUUGUCGUUCACAGUGUACUCGAGACCCAGAACCUUCCCGAGAAGCCAACCAAGCCCAAGAUCCCAGUUGCUAUAUUCGGAGAGAAGAAGUCAAAAUUUCCCAUGGUCAGGCGACCGCUUAAAGAUGGAGAAGAAAACAAAUCCAGCAACCCUUUCACUGAGGAUUACUUUACAACCUUGUUCGUCCAAGGUUUCACCCAGAAUGCCAAGUGGAUGAAACCUAUCGACAGUCUGCUCAAUUCUGCACACAAGACACUCUCGACAUCUGAUGCCCAUUUGUCUAUAAUGGAGCAGCAAGCAUGCCGGGUGCUGCGACGGGUGUAUCAUUUGCAGCAGCAGGAUAAGUGGUCUCUGAGGCAGCCUAGGAGGUAUCCGGAACCCAGGAGACCUAUAUCGCAUUGGGAUCAAGUAUUGGAGGAAAUGAAGUGGAUGCGGACAGACUUUAGACAAGAAAGGAAGUGGAAGAGGUCAGCAGCUCGCGUUCUCGCUUUUGCAUGCGCAGAUUGGGUUGCGGCGGACGAUGUCAAGAGGAAACUUUUACAGGUACCGACUAUCAUCCCUAAGCCUGCGGUAAUCCAACCAGUUCCCGGCGAUGAUGCGGGGCAAACGGAGGACGCCGACAUGGCGGACCAAGGAGAUGAAGAAUCAGCUGCGAAACAAAAGACCGCCGCCGGUGUGGAUACGGACAUGGUCAAUGAGAACUCGGAUGAGCCUGGCGACGUCAAAAUACCUGCAAUGGACGACGAGGAACAGAUUCCGGUCACACAUGUUGUUCCAGCCGAGAUAUUUGCCUUGCCUGAAACAUCGCUCACAUUCAGCUUUAGCAACUCUUCGGCAUUUAACAAACUACUUGACGAACUCCCGAUGCACGGAGGGCCACUCCAGAUACCCGAUAAUACCGACCUCUUAAAAUCGGAUCAGGAUCCCGAUGCACAUUGGAAGCUUGCGGCCGUUCCCUUGACCAAAUACGUCGAGAGACCAAUGGUUCCUGUGCUUAAAGGGCCUCCGACAAAGCGCAGUCGGUACCAGUUUGCAGAGGAGAGCGACAGCGAUGCCGAAGAUGAGGGCAACAUUGUAUAUCGGAAUAAUCGCGACGACUCUGCCGGAGCUCUGAAUGGUCAGGCAUCAGAGCGAGAGCUCAAGGAUGUUGCGCUCUUUGACCCUGAGAUGCAGGUUCUAAGGGAUAGGCUGCACGCGGGCCAUCAGUUCCGCCCGCCUACAGAACAUCCUAUGCCCCUGCAAUCUUUCUAUGAGUCGCGCACCGCGUCCCAAUGGACAUAUGCUGAGGAUGAUCAGCUGAAGAGGUUGGUGCGGGAGUACUCCUACAAUUGGUCACUUAUAUCCAGCAAGAUGGCGAUGCCAUCUCUGUUUUCGUCUGGGGCUGAACGAAGGACGCCAUGGGAAUGCUUCGAACGUUGGGUGCAUCUGGAAGGCCUACCGAAUGAUAUGGCCAAGACACAGUAUUUCAAGACCUACCAGUACCGGAUAGAUCAGGCGCAGGCUGUUAUUGCUGCCAAGAACCAGAUUGCACAGGCCCAAGCCGGACCGGGGGCAGUGACUCCAGUGCCACGCAAGCGCCUGACAACGACCAUUAGGGUGGAGAGGAGGCGAGCGCAGAAACAUUUGACUUUGCUGGACGCUAUGCGGAAGCUGGCCAAGAAACGCGAGGCCACGGCUCACAAGACGGCUUCGGUGCAGGCAAUGCGGAAACAAAACGAGUCUCAGCAACAACAGCAGCAACAGCAGAACUCGCAAGCACAACAGCCGCGCGGGCCAAACAAGACUCCUCGAGAUUACAGCUUGAUGCGAUACGAAAGGGACCAGCAGAUUAACGAACGUAUGGCCCAGUUUGCGCAGAAACAGCAACAGGAAGCGCAACGAAAGCAUCAAGCUGCACUCGCAGCAAGGUCUCAGGCCGCCGCCGCAGGCAAUCCCCAGGCUGCAGCUGCAGCCGCCGCGGCAGCCGCAGUUGCUGCCGCAGCUUCAGCUACCGCAGGCAGCGUGGGCGCUACCGGCAUGGCAAAUGCCGGCGGUAUCACGCCGACAGCUGGUGCACUGCCUCCUCAGAUGGCUGCUCACAUGGCACAGCAACUUGCAGCAGCACAGGCCGCGGGCGCCGGAGCAAACCCGAUGGGCGGUGCAAUUCGUGCCCCCAACGCUGGGAACAUGGCAACUCAGCUCGGUAUACCCGGCCAUGCACGUGCAAGGAUCGCGAUGCAGGCCCCGCAGAACCCAAUGGCAGGACUACAGCAAGCGGCUGGGAAUCUUGUUCCUCCAAUGCAAAUGAACGGCAUGGCACAGUUGCCAUUGCAAGCACAACAGCAUAGAAUGGGCAUGGCGUCGUCGAGCCCGACCGAGAUGAAUAUGCUCAUGCAGGCCCAAAGAAUACAAAACCAACAGAGGUCUGUUCAGAUGCAGCAACAGCAGCAGCAUCACCAGCAUCAUCCACACGCUCCUCAGCAGGCGUCCCAGUCACAGUCGCCUCAACAACACCAGCAGCAGCAGCAACAGCAGCCCCAGCAACAACAACAACAACAACAACAACAUCACAUUCAACAUCCGCAACCGCAACCUCAACAGCACCAUCAACAGCAACCAAACAUGGUGCAUCAGCCGCAGCAUCAGCAAUUCCAGCCGCAGCAACACCAGCAGCAGCAGCACCAACAGCAACAGCAACAACAACCACAGCCACAGCAGCCACAGAACACGCAACCUCUUCAAAACCAAGUGGGGAUGCAGAAUUCGCCGUCAGGCAUGCGCGCCACCCUUAAUGGAGUUCACAAUGCCAACCAACAAAACUAUCUUGCCAAUGGGCAAGCUGGGUUGGCCUUCAGCCCUCAAAAUGGAGGCGCCAUGAGCCCACCCCUGAAUCAACAGGCUGUAAACUCUCCUCGAGGCCAUGGUAUACCGCAACAGCAGGCUUCUUCGGCUGCAUUAGCUCAUGUUGAGGCCCAAAUCCGCGCACAAGCGCCACAGAUGCCACUAGACCAAGUGCGUAAGCUGGCGGCGGUCACUUUGGAAAAGCGUUUGGUCCAGCAGAGGAAUAACGCGAUGAGUGCGGCUGCCGGCUCGUCCCCUAAGCCCGGCAUGGUUGGGGCUGGGGCCGGCGGCACACCGCAUCAGUAUGCGCAGCUCUUGCUGGCACAGCAACACCAGGCUGCACAGGCCGCCCAGGCACAGGCUGCCGCUGCCGCUGCGCAGGCGCAAGCCCAGGCUCAGCGGGCACCUAAUCAAAACGGUACGGUGCAAAAUGGGCAGAGUGUUCAAAUCCAGGGUCAGAAUCAAGGUCAGGGUCAUGGCCAGGCUCAGGCUCAGGCUCAGGUCAAGGUUCCGGGCCAAGUCCAAGGUCAGGUCAAGAUUCCGGGUCAGGUUCAAGGUCAGGUCAAGGUUCCAGGUCAGGUCCAUGGUCAGGUCAAGAAUCAGGGUGGGGUUCAAGGCCAGGCUCAGGCUCAGGUUCCAGGUCAGGUCCAUGGUCAGGUCAAGAAUCAGGGUGGGGUUCAAGGCCAGGCUCAGCCUCAGGUUCAAGGUCAGGUUCAGGCUCAGGGUCAAGCUCAGGGGCAAGCUCAGGGGCAAGCUCAGGGGCAAGCUCAGGGGCAAGCUCAGGGGCAAGCUCAGGGUCAAGCUCAGGCUCAGGCUCAGGCUCAGGCUCAAGCUCAGGCUCAGGCUCAGGCUCAGGUUCAGGCUCAAGCUCAAGCUCAGGCUCAGGCUCAGGCUCAAGCUCAGGCUCAGGCUCAGGCUCAGGCUCAGGCUCAGGCUCAGGCUCAGGCUCAGGCUCGGGCACAGGCUCAGGCUCAGGCUCGGGCACAGGCUCAGCCUCAGGUACAGACUCAAAAUCAAAGCCAGGGUCAGGGUAAAUCUCAAGUUCAAGCUCAAAACCAAGGCCAAGGUCAAGUUCAGGCCCACGCCCCGGCUCAGGCGCAGCCCCAAGGCCAGAAGAAGCAGACCCCGACUCCGAAGCCAACCCCUACCCCCACUCAGGCACCGGCGCCGGCCCCUACCGCGGCCACGCUCACAGCCACGCCAACGACCACGGCCACGUCAACGCCAACACCGAUGCCGGCGGCGCAAGGCCAGUCUCAGAUGAAUGCGACUCAGCAUCAGCGACAAGUCAGCAAUGGAAACGCGCAGGCUGCUAGCAGUUAA